AUGUCUCCGAUCCUAAAACAGCUGUUUGUUGCUGCAUCUCCGCAGCUGGCAGCGAUAUCAGCUGGAGGUCUGAUCGGUUUUCCAAGUGUCCUUCUCCAGCAGUUCAAAAGCAACGAGAGCUCGAUACACGUGGAUGUACAUAGUGCGUCAUGGAUUGCAUCCAUACAUGGUUUGGCUGGAAUCCCAAGUCUUUUUAUACCCUACAUAAUGCAGCAUCGAGGCAGGAAAUUUGGCUUCCACACGUGUUGCCUACUCGUCAUCCUUGGUUGGACAAUAAUCUACUUCGCCAGGACUGCAGCUACUAUUAUCGUCGGGGAAUCCUUUCAAGGUCUCGGCGCGAAAAGUCUUCUAGUCGUUAGCUACCUGACUAUUAGUGAAAUGGUGCAUCCAAAGUAUAGGAACAUUCUUAUGCUGUUUUAUAGUAUUAACCAAACAUUAGGAGUGACUCUGGUCCACGCUCUGGGCAGAUUUCUGCAUUGGAAAAUGAUCAGUGCCAUUAUGAUGGUACCUGUCGUUGUUGCGUUCCUGCUAAGUUGUACUUGGCCAGAGUCACCCGCUUGGUUAGCGCUCAAAGGGAGACUCGAAGAAUGCAAGAAAUCUUUUCUAUGGCUCCGGGGAACUGACGAUGAUGCCAUUUCAGAAAUGAACGAGAUCCUAAACUCAUACACAUCACACGUCAAGGAGAAGCCAAAGAAGUUCAAAGAGGUGGCAAGAGAGUUUUGGACAUCAAUCACCAGUAAGGACUUUUACUUGCCAAGUUUGUACAUGUUCGUUCUACUAUCUGUCUAUUACUGCAGUGGAAAUUUAGUGUUCCUGGUGUAUGCUAUGAACAUGAUUGAGAACGUCACUAAGGAUGAGAAUUCGGCAUUUAUAGGCAUGAUCGUGAUGGACUGUGUCACGUUGCUAGGCAACAGCGUUGCGUACGUGUUCUUCAAGCGUUAUAAUAACAAACCCAUACUUUUAUGUAGCGGCAUUGGUAGUGCAGUAUUCCUGCUGGCAUCAUCCAUCGUUUCAUAUUUGCAAUACCUCGAGGUGGUGCGCGAGGAUUCAUUGUUAUGCCUCUACUUCCUAGUCGGUUUCAUGAUAGCAUCCAGUUUGGGUAUCUACACCACGCCGUACGUCAUGUCCGCAGAAAUAAUUCCGGUCCGUUAUAGAGGUAUCGGCGGUUCUCUAAUGGUCAUAAUUAUUUGUGCUUCCUACAGCUUCACUCUUAAAAUAGCGCCGUACCUCGUCCUGUAUUUGAAAUUAUACGGCACCUUUCUUUUGUACACUCUGAUGUUAAGUUUGUGUUUGUUUUGGGUUUGGUGGUAUGUACCAGAAACUAAGAACAAGACUUUGCAAUGUAUAGAAGGGAGUUAUGUAAAACGAGUUCCUGUGAUAGAACCCGCUAGCCAGUUGCCCAAUUUGAAUGUUAGAUUGGUAUUGAUAGAAAAACCGCAAGACUCAAAUGAAGUCGUACAUACAAUAGUGCCGAAUGAAGUUAUUGAAAAUUUGCUAGAACAUAAGGAAUCUAUAACUUAA
Leptosia nina is the source of this 1521-nucleotide messenger RNA. The record is from the annotation of a GenBank genome assembly. NCBI's taxonomy places the organism in Eukaryota, Metazoa, Arthropoda, Insecta, Lepidoptera, Pieridae.